GGCUAUAUCAUACAACAUUCAGAAAAAGAACAGUUUGCGCUCCUAAGGGCUUUCACACUUUUCCAAAAGUGGGCCUUCUCUCAGUUGACCUGCUGAUUAAUUCUUCAAGCAGGGUCGAAACAUAAACAUCGCAUUCAUCAAUAAUAUGCAUCUAGACAGCUGAAAUGGAAAAUGAUGGGCCGCCUCAAGAACUGCCUGCUCUCGCCGCUGCACCUCUGAGCGCACCACGUCAGGUCCUGAAACAUUUCUCUCCUCCACAGGCUGGAUUAAUGGAUAUUAUUGGCCAGGGAGGCUGAUGGGGGGCGUAAGGGAGGGGGUGGCCACACACCCCCCAGCCCCCUGCACCCCUAGUUCUUACGUCUAUGGCCCAAUGACGCUACAAUGAGCAUUUACUACUUUUAAAAAAAUGCGGGUCAGGAAGCGGGUCGGGUACAAUAUUUUCCUUUUUUUGCGGUCCGAGUUGCGGGCGGGUUAGUUGAAAACGUCGGUCGGGUGCGGGUUGUUUAUACAUUGACCCGCGCAUCACUGAUGCUUUUGUUCAUUUUCAAACUUCUUUGGUUACAUUAUGAUAUAUACUGUUAUACUAGUUGAAUAAAUAAUACAGACAAUGCUAUUACUAUACAAAUUGUCAAAAACAUGUCACAUACAACUCUUUUAGUUAUUAAAAUGUAUCAAUUGCUUUCUUAUGUGAGCACCCACAACACAGCUAAAAGUAUUUUAUUAUCUUACAUUGACUAAUAUCGACUUAUAUUACCAUGAAUUAUCACAUUAUAGUAAAAGAUUAUCAAUGGGUAAAAGCUUACUCUGCAAUACAGAGUAAAAUCACAUCAAUCACUUUUAUAUGUUAUCCAGCAAGGGUGUAAUUGAAACUCACUCCCUCUCUUAAUAAGGUAGAAAGUAGCUACUGCUACAUCCAGUAUUUACAUGCCUGUUUCCAAACCAGCAUGCAGAUUACUUGCUAUUAAGUACAACAUAAACGCAUUUAUGAGUCAUUCAGUUAAUUAUUGUCUUUUGUGGUAUUAUUAUCUUAUGAAAUGGCCAGCUUUACCACCCCUCUUAACCACCUGAGCUCAACCUGCUUGUUCAUUCUGGGAAACAGUUUCAGCAGUUUCUCUUAUUACAUCUUACUGUACAUCGGCUCAUCUCAGAAGAGUGAUCUCAACUACAGAGUGUGGUAAACCAACUGAAGAGAAGAUUUAUUCUGGUCAAUUUCAGAUUCAGAAGCAAGAAUGUCUCAAACUGCUGUACCCGUGAACUCUUCGACGCUUGUCAUCCAAUUUCAACCACCAACACAAACAACAGCAGCUGGAACUGGGACAAAUGCUCCUGUGCCUGUUUAUGUACAACAGCCAGCCGGAGUUUCACCUUUUCAUAGAAUUCAGGCAUUUCUGAAAGGCCAACCAAAAGCUCUUGGGACUGUCCAGAUAAUGAUUGGUCUGUUGACUCUCCUGUUGGGAAUCGUGUCUUCACUUCAUCCAGAUUCCAUCUUUGUCUAUAGUUGUAUUCCUUACUGGGGAUCUCUCAUCUACAUUAUCGCAGGCUCACUCUCCAUUGCUGCAGAAAACAAAAUGAAUUCACCCUCCAGUUUAUGUUUGGUGAAAGGUUCACUUGGAAUGAACAUUUUCAGUACUUUAAUUGCAGGCAAUUCCUUUAUCAUAAUUUCAGUGGAUUUUGCUACAGGGCCAUUGAACAAUUACUGCGACAAUUAUCAUGAUUGUUAUGAUAAUGAUGGAAAGUAUAAGACUCUCUUCUUUGGAAUCAGUAGUGUAUCACUGAUAUUCGCCCUCCUUGAGUUUAUCAUCUCCAUCUGUCUGUCAGCAUUUGCCUGUAAAGUCGCCUGCUGCUGUUCUCCACAGGUUCCGUUUGUUCCACAAGUUAUAACUCAACAGCAUGAGAUAUCUGUGGUCAGCAACCCUUCAACGCAUCACCUUCCUGCUGAAGUUCCUCCACAAUACACUGAAUUUAAAUAAUGAAUAUUAAAACAGAGUUGAGGUGGGACACAUGAGUUUCCCAGUGAUUUCCUGUCCAUUAUCUCUUCUUUCAUUAAAAAGAGAACAUGACAGCAAAGAAAAAAGUUAUCAGAUAAUAAUUACAAUUUUUUUGUCACAAAUGUGUAAACAAUAACAAUUCAAGACUAGAUACUAUUUCAUGUUUUUCUUUCUUUAAUGAAGUAAAGAAAUUUGCCUAAUUAUCAAUGUAACUAAAUAGAUUGUUUGAUAAACUAAAUGCUUAAUAAAGUAUA
Megalobrama amblycephala (Wuchang bream) is the source of this 2242-nucleotide messenger RNA. Its product is annotated as membrane-spanning 4-domains subfamily A member 4A-like. The record is from RefSeq and is a predicted model, not a curated record. Gene Ontology annotation, cellular component: membrane. NCBI's taxonomy places the organism in Eukaryota, Metazoa, Chordata, Actinopteri, Cypriniformes, Xenocyprididae. Bases 1230 to 1970 code for a protein of 246 amino acids. The transcript has 8 exons.